Messenger RNA from Colletotrichum destructivum, 521 nucleotides. RefSeq lists its product as uncharacterized. The coding region runs from base 168 to 521 and encodes 117 amino acids. The transcript has 3 exons. NCBI's taxonomy places the organism in Eukaryota, Fungi, Ascomycota, Sordariomycetes, Glomerellales, Glomerellaceae. The record is from RefSeq and is a predicted model, not a curated record.
UCCUCCUCCAUCAAAGUCCCUCUUGAACACUCGCCCAUCUCCAACAUCACCAUCCAACGCAGUUUGAGACCAUUGGAAAUAUUCUCUCUCUUUGACCUCAUCCUUGCGCCACUGCCGGACGUACCCUCUCCUCUCCCUCCACUCCCAGCCUACCUCAACCCCGCACGAUGGCGCCCAAGGGUCCGUACAAGCUGGUGACGGUCAACACCGCCCCCGAGCGGGCGAAGCGGCUCGUCGGGCGAGUCGUCGAGGAGCUCAAAGACCGCUACACGAUCGUGCACGUCGCCAACUGCGAGAAGAUUGAGGAAGUCGAAGGCAAGGUGAAGGAGCACCAGCCAGAUGUCCUUUUUUGCGCAUCCAUGUGGACGGCGGAGGAGGCGGACCAGAUCCUCACCACGGCGAGGACGCUGAGGCCGGGCAUCAAGACGCAUGCGAUCCCCCACGGCCUGCAGGUCGAGAGGGGCCCCGAUGCGAUUGUCGAGCACUUGCUCGAAAAGGUUCCCCAGCUACUUGAGGAGUAA